CGUUGGACAUAUCCUUCAAAGGAAAGGGGAGUGCAUGUGCUUAUUUGACAGUGAAAGGACAAAGUGAAGAGUGUGAGGUCCCAGAAGUGAGCCCUCACACAUGAAACACACAAGCAGAUACACCUGCCCAACACAGCACAAGAAGGAAGUGCGACAGCGUUCAAGUCACUAAGUGGAAGAGAACUGAUGACAUCAUGUUACAGUUCAAAAAACGAGGAGAGGUUAGGCAGUUUGACCCAAACUUCAAGGGGCCGCUUCACAACAGGGGAUGCACGGAUAUGAUCUGCUGUUUUCUCUUCAUCGUUGCUUUGUUGGGCUACUUUGUUGUGGGAAUUAUCGCCUGGUCUCAGGGUGAUCCCCGAAAAAUCCUCCAUCCCACAGACAGCAGAGGGAACUUCUGUGGGCAAAAAGGAACAGCCCAAGAGAACAAGCCUCUUCUGUUUUACUUCAAUAUCCUGAAGUGUGCCAGUCCGUUAGUGCUAGUUGAGCUCCAGUGUCCCACCACACAGAUAUGUGUAGAAAAAUGUCCUCACAAACAUCUCACUUUGGACAAACUCAAGAAUAGUAAAAAAGAAGACCGUGUCUAUUACGAAAAGUAUUGCAAGGAAGGAUUCUCUCAGGCUGAUGCCACUGCUGACAUCUGGAAGAAAGGCACGUGCCCUUACAUGCUCAUGCCCAGCAGAGCCUUCACGCGCCGCUGCCUUCCAUCUCUGUCAAGACAAAAGGGAGGCGUCGUGACGGUGGGCAAUGAGACCAUUAUUGAAACUAGCGAGGGAAAAACCGUUGAAGCCGAAGAUGUACUUGAUGCUACCAAGAAGUCCAACAUGGUUCUUGAAGCUCGCCAUUCGGCCAUGAAAAUCUUUGAGGACUACACUCAGUCGUGGCACUAUAUAAUGAUAGGUCUGCUAGUAGCCAUGCUUAUCAGCUGGCUCUUCAUAGUCUUGCUGCGCUUCCUGGCAGGCAUCAUGGUUUGGGUCAUGAUUGUCCUGGUCCUUAUUGUCAUAGCAUACGGUACUUUACAUUGUUACCUUGAGUAUGAAAAUCUGAUUGGAGACCCUGGUGCUGAUGCGACGAUCAGUGAUCUGGGCGUGCAGACCGACAUCUCGAUCUACCUUGAGAUCAGACAAACCUGGCUGGCAUUCACAAUCACCCUCGCCAGUGUGGAGUUCCUCAUCAUCGUGCUUCUCAUCUUCCUCAGGAAGAGGAUCCUAAUUGCUAUUGCCCUCAUUAAAGAGUCCAGCAGGGCUAUUGGAUACCUGACAUCAGCAUUAUUUUACCCACUGCUGACUUUUUUCCUCCUGUCAGUGGUAAUCGCUUACUGGGCGGUCACUGCAGUUUAUCUCGCCACAUCCAGUAAGGAAGUGUACAAAGUGUCCUCCCCCACUGACUGUCCAAAAUACCUUCUCAAGACCUGUGAUCCUAAGACAUUCAACACAUCCGAUGUGCUUUCUGAGUGUCCUGAUGCUGAGUGUAACUUUGCCUUCUAUGGCGGGGAGUCCCUGUACCACAAAUACCUCAUCGUAUUCCAGUUUUACAACGUCUUCCUCUUUUUCUGGUGCACUAACUUUGUGACGGCUCUGGGACAGGUCACUCUGGCUGGCGCUUUUGCCUCAUAUUAUUGGGCCUUUAAAAAGCCUGACGAUUUGCCCGGCUACCCUGUCUUCUCCUCCCUGGGCCGAGCCAUCAGGUAUCACACGGGCUCUGUGGCGUUUGGCUCGCUGAUCCUGUCUGUGAUCCAGAUCAUCAGGGUUCUUCUGGAGUACCUGGAUCACAAGAUGCAAGGUGCUCAAAACAAGUAUACUAAAUUCCUGCUGAACUGCAUGAAAUGUUUAUUCUGGUGUCUGGAGACAUGCAUCAAGUUCCUGAACAGAAAUGCUUAUAUAAUGAUUGCCAUCUAUGGGAAAAAUUUCUGCACAUCAGCUCAAGACGCCUUCAUGCUUCUGUUGAGGAACAUUGUCAGGGUGGCUGUCUUGGACAAAGUGACUGACUUCCUCUUGCUCCUUGGGAAACUGCUCAUUGUUGGAGUUAUUGGAAUCUUCUCUUUCUUCUUCUUUACUGGAAGAAUCAAAUCUGCUGAGUACACCCAUCCUUCUUUGAACUACUACUGGGUGCCAAUACUGACGAUGACAGUUGGAGCCUACCUCAUUGCCCAUGGCUUCUUCAGUGUGUACGCUAUGUGUGUGGACACGCUCUUCCUCUGCUUCUGUGAGGACUUGGAAAGAAAUGACGGCUCACCUGGAAGGCCUUACUUCAUGUCCCCCGAGCUGCAUGAUCUCAUCGGCUUAGCAAAUAGGUCUGAGGGAGAUGGAGACGAUGCAGACUCUCCAAAUCAAGAAGAUAUGGGGGAGGAGGAAACUCUUCAACUGGAAGAAGGCGGAGUUGAACUAAAGGUGCAGUCUGAUGUCUCGCAGUGGAACGAGGAAGAGGAGCCUCUACAGGACAAUUCUGUAGAAGCAAAGGAGACCAAGGAGCAGUCACUCAGUGAAGGCAAGGCGGUCGAAGAGAAAGAAGCAGAGGUGAUAGUGGUGCUAAAGCAGGAGGAAAAUGUGGGGGCAGCAGCACCUCCAAGUGACGAGACAGAGAAUAAAAUGUAGAAAAGAAGCAGAAGAAUCCAAGGGAAAACAUGGUGCUUCUGCUACUUGGAGAAUGAAAGAACCUCAGUGAUUAUGUGGGCUUUAAAAACUGGGCAGUAAGAUUUGUGAACUGGAGGAGGUUGUCCCUCAAAUCCUGAGGCCCAGUGUGUCUUAUGUGGCUUGAAAAAUGCCGUUGUGUUGGUCUUAGAACCGUGUUGGUUUUGACAUGUUGAGAAAGUGCUUACCGUGUCUGAUCACUGUCACUGAAAUACUGUAGGUUUUCAAUUAAUGCACUACACAACCUCUCUGAUCUGUGUUUGCGUUUCAGUUUGACACGCAUCUUUGUAAAUGAUUUUUCACAAUACCAGCUGACGUCAAAAGGUUACAUGCAAAUUUGAUAUCCUGUAUAUUUGAUCUUUCUGCAGUCGUGUCUACAAUAUUCUCGGCUUUAAUCUUGUAAAGAGACCCUUACCAUGUAUUACCACCUAUUUGCCUUGGUAUAUUGGACUUGCAUUAAUUAGGUGCUGUGAUUUGUAGCUCUAUGAUGCAGCCAUUGUGACAUCUUGCCUUUCUCUGUCCUUAUCCAUCUUAACGUGCUGCAUGAUGUUGGCAUGGCCUUCUAAAGCAAUCUAAACUAAUUCUUUUGUAGUUUUGUCACCUUGUGAAAUGUAUGCUGGCAUUCCAUAUUUAUUGGAUUUUGUUCUUAAUUAAAG
Molecule: messenger RNA, 3286 nt
Organism: Phyllopteryx taeniolatus (common seadragon)
Lineage: Eukaryota; Metazoa; Chordata; Actinopteri; Syngnathiformes; Syngnathidae
Product: choline transporter-like protein 2
Exons: 22
Coding region: 195-2594 (799 amino acids)
Biological process (GO): transmembrane transport; choline transport
Cellular component (GO): membrane
Molecular function (GO): choline transmembrane transporter activity
Source: RefSeq, a predicted model, not a curated record